AACCCAAAAUGUUCCACUUACAACCAAAAUUCAAGAAAACCACUUCACCAAAAACUUAACCUUUUUAUAGCAAAUUAAUAUGUCCGGUUACCCUCAACCACCACCCGGCUACGGUUACGGCCCCGCGCAGCCGUCUCCCUACGGCGCCCCGCCGACAGCUCAGCCAUACUCUGCUCAACACGGAGCCCCGCCGACCGCUCAGCCAUACUCUGCUCAACACGGAGACCCGCAGACAGCUCAGCCCUACACGGCUCAGCCAUAUGCACCGCCGAAGACUCAACCGCACUCGGCUCAGCCGUACGCGGCUCCGUCCGCACCCUCCUACGGCGUUCCAGCUCCAGGCGGCUACCCUCCGGCGUCGGGACAGGCAGGAAACCCGUUCGCGACUCUACUGCCGUCGACUUUCCCGCCAGGCACGGAUCCGAACAUCAUUGCGUGCUUUCAGGUAGCCGACCGCGACGGAAGUGGACUUAUUGACGAUAAGGAGUUACAGGGAGCUCUCUCUUCGUAUAAUCAGAGCUUCAGCUUGAGAACCGUUCAUCUUCUCAUGUACUUGUUCACUAACACUAACACCAGGAAGAUCGGGCCUAAGGAAUUUACUGCUGUGUUUCACAGUCUUCAGAGUUGGAGGGCCAUUUUUGAGAAAGUAGACAGGGACAGGAGUGGAAAGAUUGAUGCAAAUGAGUUACGGGAAGCACUUUUCAGUCUGGGGUUUGCUGUUUCACCCGUGGUUUUGGAUAUGCUUGUAGCUAAGUUUGACAAAACUGGAGGCAAAAGUAGGGCCGUUGAAUAUGAUAACUUCAUCGAGUGCUGUCUCACUGUUAAGGGAUUAACGGAGAAAUUUAAGGAGAAGGACACCUCUUACACAGGUUCUGCAACUUUCAAUUAUGAGUCGUUUAUGAUGGCUGUUCUGCCAUUCCUUAUCGCCUAGGUUUAAGGUUUUGGUGAUGCAAUUUCUCUGUAUUUUGGCAUAAUAUUCGGUAAUUAACGUGGCUUUAUUUUCUUGGCUGUAAACAAGUUAAAGUUCUAUGAAUUUAUGAUUUAAUCAUUUAACUU
This is a messenger RNA of Pistacia vera, 1056 nucleotides long. Its product is annotated as calcium-binding protein CBP-like. Gene Ontology annotation, molecular function: calcium ion binding. The record is from RefSeq and is a predicted model, not a curated record. The coding region runs from base 80 to 931 and encodes 283 amino acids. Lineage: Eukaryota; Viridiplantae; Streptophyta; Magnoliopsida; Sapindales; Anacardiaceae. The transcript is spliced from 5 exons.